AUGGUUGUAUCUACUCCUACUGCCCAUCAGCAAGAAGUAGAGGCCGUUCUCGAUAAGAAGGAUGCCUCGGAGACUACAGUGAGGGCUCAUCUGGCGAAGGUGAUCGAGGCGAUGACGGUCAUGCAGCCGGCCGACCCACUCGAGGCGUUUGAAGACAUCAGUAGGGCGGUACGCAAGGGGGGUUGCCUCCCCUCACAGGGAGAGGCGCAGGAGGGUCCAGAGGGGCCUCCUUUGGAAGGCAGCCUCCGCGUCACGAAGGAGCUGUUGGCGGCCCCUGUCGAUGAGGAUGGCAACCCGAAGAUGGAAGCACCAGGUCUGGCGGACGUAGUGGCGGAGCAGAGGAUCUUCAAUUGUGCGGGUAUGGGUAUACCUCCGGAAGAGGCGGUGGUGAUUGGUUGUGGAUUGAGGAGGUUAGUGACCAGUACAGAGGGCAUCACUAAAGCACGGUUCUGGGGGAAGGUGCUGUGUAAUAGUCCAUCGUGUGAUUACUACAUCGCUGAGGCUGAGAUGGAUGGAGGAGGAGCGGCGUUGACGGAGGAGGAGGAAGCGGCAGGGGCAGACGCUCCUGGGAGGCUCGGAGGGCCGAACUGCUAUUCGUACUUCGUGAGCAGCGACAGUGGCCUGAAGUGGGAGCCGCUGCCUCACGUACUUCCAGAACAGAUCGCUGUGGCGAGGUUGGUGAAGAAGGUCUUCACUGGUGACUUGGAGGCUCCUGUUGUCACGUGGCCUCCCUUCUGUGGGCGGGAGAGGGAGCUCCUCCGGGCUCAGAUAGCGAGGAUCAACCACGCAACCUCGCUGGUCCCUGCAGACUACUAUACAGCUGAUGAGGACACUGGAGAGGUUGGAGCGAAUCCCGAAUACAAGGGUACAGGUUCGGACUGCAAGGAGAUGUCCUCUAUACAGGAGUACUGGCGACAUGGAGUAGACUAUAUCAUUGGUGCUAAUGGACGUACAUCUUGGCCGGAGAUGCCACAGUUGGAGGAAGGGGAGGAGGAGAGUGCAGAGGCCAUCAAGCAGAGGCGAAUGAUGGAUCGGGAACCGGCCAAGCCGUUGAAUGCCGUGAUUGGAGAGGGAGAGGCGGCAUCAUGGACUGCUAAGUGCUGCGGGGACUGUGCCCAAUACGCCGUGUUCAGACAGGUGGAUAGGGCUGCGGUUAAGUCCUACGUCACUUACGGUACCGUAUGCUUGCAGUCAACGACGUGGCCAGGGGCUGCGAUGGUGGCGGCUCAAGGCAAGCAUGUCCUUACGUAUAUUGGAUAUGGUAUGAAGGCCGGCCCGGGAGGGAGAAUAGCUGGUGGGCCCGACAAGAUACAGAGCACGCCAGCUGCACUGCCUGAAUGCGACGAUCCGAGGGACCAAAUG
Messenger RNA from Perkinsus marinus ATCC 50983, 1362 nucleotides. Its product is annotated as Flagellar radial spoke protein, putative. The record is from RefSeq and is a predicted model, not a curated record. The transcript has 13 exons. Gene Ontology annotation, cellular component: axoneme; radial spoke. The annotation marks the transcript as partial. NCBI's taxonomy places the organism in Eukaryota, Perkinsozoa, Perkinsida, Perkinsidae. Gene Ontology annotation, biological process: axoneme assembly; cilium movement involved in cell motility; cilium assembly.